Molecule: messenger RNA, 3181 nt
Organism: Mus musculus (house mouse)
Lineage: Eukaryota; Metazoa; Chordata; Mammalia; Rodentia; Muridae
Gene: Bin3
Product: bridging integrator 3
Exons: 9
Coding region: 101-799 (232 amino acids)
Biological process (GO): intracellular protein localization; endocytosis; developmental growth
Cellular component (GO): cytoplasm; cytoskeleton
Source: RefSeq, a predicted model, not a curated record
UGUCCCUCAUCACUUCCUGGAGACUGGCCGAAUCCGGAAGUGAUCCUCGAGAACCUACUUUUCUACCGAGGACCCCGGCAGUCGGCGUGGGUUUAGGACCAUGAGCUGGAUUCCAUUUAAGAUCGGGCAGCCCAAGAAGCAGAUUGUUUCCAAAACAGUGGAGAGAGACUUUGAAAGGGAGUAUGGAAAACUGCAGCAGCUGGAAGAGCAAACUAAACGCCUGCAGAAGGACAUGAAGAAAAGCACCGAUGCCGACCUGGCCAUGUCCAAAUCUGCUGUGAAGAUAUCCCAGGACCUACUGUCCAACCCACUGUGUGAGCAGGACCAGGACUUUCUGCACAUGGUGACAGCCCUAGACACAGCCAUGAAACGGAUGGAUGCCUUCAACCAGGAGAAGGUGAACCAGAUCCAAAAGACAGUGAUUGAACCUCUGAAAAAGUUCAGCAGCAUAUUCCCAAGCCUCAACAUGGCGGUGAAGCGGCGGGAGCAGGCCUUGCAGGACUACGGGAGGCUGCAGGCCAAGGUGGAGAAGUACGAGGAAAAGGAGAAGACUGGCCCCGUGCUGGCCAAGCUCCACCAGGCCCGAGAAGAGCUACGUCCUGUGCGGGAAGACUUUGAGGCCAAGAAUAAACAACUCCUGGAUGAGAUGCCGCGGUUCUAUGGCAGCCGACUUGACUAUUUCCAACCCAGCUUUGAGUCCCUGAUCCGGGCACAGGCUUGUUCUCACCACUGGCAAGGUGGGAGAGGCAGUGGUACUGGAGCCAGGAGCAGGGCUUCUGCACACAGACCUCCUCACUGAUCGCGGGUAUUGGCUUCCAUCUCUGGACUCCAACACUCUCUGGCCACCAAGCUAAGGCUUCUUGUCCACAAAUUCUGCCUGCCCUGCUUCUUGUCUUAGCUGCACCUCUGCUGCCCUCCAGUGGACAUCAUCAUUCCCUGUUGCUUUCCUAGCCACAGGGGCCAUGGUAAAGCCUGAUUCCCACUUCCCAGCCUUCAUUUGGAAUGAUACCCAAAGCCAUGGCGUAGAAUGCCCAUCAAGAAGCCCAGGCAAGGUUUGGACUGGAGCCUGGACUUGCUAGUGACACGUUUUCAGUCCGGUGCUCUCUAGGGAGUGAGACAGACAACAGAAGCGGGAGGAUGCUCUCCUGUAGUCCCUGCAGGUGAGGGCUGCCUUCCAGCUGCUGCACCCUCUGUUUGGAUGAGGCCUGGAUUUACAGGAGAUCUUGGCCUGCUCUCUUUUGCUGACACCUGCCUCUGCUUCUAGUGAGCUGCAUACACCAUCCCCACCCCCAGAUCCUUAGAGGAAGCUGCAGGGUGCCCAGGCUAUGGGGUACCCCGUAACCAAGCAGCAGGGUAGCCAGGGUUGUUUACCACCUCUCCCUGUGCCAGCCUCCUUCUCACCCGGCUGCUGCUGCUAUUAGUCACUAGAGAAGUGCGCAUUCCAGAUGACUCAACAGGCAUUGUGUCUUAGGCAGGGAUUGGGGGCGGGGGUACCUGGCCCGCUACAACUUAGCUGGGGAUUCUAAAGAGACUUCCUAGGAUACCAUGUCCCACUGGCCCUUGCUGCACAGCCACCCUCCCAGUCCCCAUCGUCUGGUUUCUUAGAUGGAAGGAGAAUCCUAGAGACAUCUCAAAGUUGAGGUGCUUGAAGAAUGGGGACACUUUGAUGAGAUGUGAUGUCACAUCAGGAAGUGGAAGCUGAGGCAGAAAUGGCCUCUAGCCUCUGUGGAAAAGUCGCCAUCUAUCACAUAGAGAAACCCCUCCACUCUUGGACCUGCCUCCCACCUCUCACCCAGUCACUCUCACCACAUCAGUGCUGCUUUUCUUCCAGGCAACUUAACCUAGAUGUGAUAACUAGCAAAACUGGGAAGGGGUGGGAUCUGGGGAGCUGACACCUCCCUUAACUGGACUUCUAGGGCCAGCUCUCAAGACUUGGGGAGCCAAUGUCUGCUGGGUUCUUCUUCCAUGACCAAAAGCCCCUGGCUCCUCUCCUUGCUUAGAAACAGCAGUAAGCCCCAGGCCUGCCCUUGCCCACAUACUGCCCUCUGGCACCCUCAAAUGUAGUCUCCCUGCCCAAUCUAGCUAUUUUGGUCUUGACAAACCUUUCUCUGUGGUAUAUAUUUCCAAAAGCCCCAGCUGUGGUUCCCUACCCCUAGACUGCUGAGGGAUAGAUAGAUAGGGUGAGGUCUAAGAGGCAGUGAUGGAACAAGUGAGAGACACACCCCACCGCCUUCAGCCAGAGCAACCCACAGACCCAGAGCCAGGCCCUGCUUGUGCCUCUCACCUGCUUUGCUGACUGAGUGCUGUGUAGAACUGGAGUCCAGUUCCUGCCAACAACUCUUGUCUCCUACCCAGGUUAUAUACUACUCAGAAAUGCAUAAGAUCUUUGGAGACCUGACCCAGCAGCUUGACCAGCCAGGCCACUCAGAUGAGCAGCGAGAGCGGGAAAAUGAGACCAAACUAAGUGAACUCCGAGCCCUCUCCAUCGUGGCUGAUGACUGAGCCCCUGUCCCUCAGGAGUCCUUAGACUCUUUGGGACACAGGUGACAUCUCUAUAGGCUUUGCUCCUAGCGGGCAUGGAUUCAUGGACCUCCCAAUGGCCAGGCAGUUGGAGACAGGUGGCCACUAUUGUACCUUGCCAGUUCUCUGACUUAAAUGUCUCCAUGUCCUUAAGCCUGAUACUAGGAGCCUCACAGGCUGCUGCUUCCCUGUGUCCAGUGCUGAUAAGCAAUGUAGAAAAACCCUGGGGCCUUUUUACUUCCAGAACCGUCCAGAGUGUGCUAUAGUGUCUGGCCAACAGGAGCCUUUGGAAGGGCCUGGGCUUCCUGUGGAACUUGAAGCCUUAGCUGUCUACCUCCAGAGGACCUACUCUAGGAAAGCCACCAUCCUCUCAGGACUCUUUAGACUGCUGGGUGAGGCACAGUGCCCUGGUCUCUCAGCCUCUCUGGGCCCUUCAUGCCAACACAACCAAAGCCAGUCCCCUAUAGGUCCAGCACAGGGACAAAGCCCAGGAGUUUAGCUUUCCCUUGAACUGGGGCUUUGUCUCUAGCUGUCCACUAGGAAAUGUUACAUGUUGAACUGCUGCCCUCAAAGCAAGGCUCUGUCUCACCUGUAUUACUGGAAUUUUAUUUUCACUUGUUAUUGGAAUUUUAUUUUCAAGUAAAGUUUUCCAGUAAAACAA